Messenger RNA from Ostrea edulis (European flat oyster), 2228 nucleotides. Its product is annotated as serine/arginine-rich splicing factor 6-like. Gene Ontology annotation, biological process: mRNA splice site recognition; alternative mRNA splicing, via spliceosome. Gene Ontology annotation, cellular component: cytoplasm; ribonucleoprotein complex; nucleus. The coding region runs from base 327 to 1187 and encodes 286 amino acids. The record is from RefSeq and is a predicted model, not a curated record. The transcript is spliced from 9 exons. Gene Ontology annotation, molecular function: mRNA binding. NCBI's taxonomy places the organism in Eukaryota, Metazoa, Mollusca, Bivalvia, Ostreida, Ostreidae.
UAAGCUUGGGUUGUACUGAAUGUUGAAUUAAGAUUUACUGUGGAAAAUAUAUUGUAUAAUACAUGAAUGUCAAUGAUUAAGAUUACAGAGUUUGUUGUUAACAGGAACAAAGUAAGAUUAGUUUGUUUUCCAACAAGAUAUUUUGUUUAAGAGGCAAACAAAUACUGGGCACAAGAAAGGGGUACUUCCGGUUUUGUGAUCGUACUAAAAACGCUUUUCUAAAUUUCAAUCUUCCGGUUUGUGAUCGUAUGUUUUACGUAUAAAUACGGGGUACAUUAUCGCAGUCUGAUAUAUUAGGUUGACUAUCUUUGAAGAAGUAUACCAAGAUGGGGACCAGAGUCUACAUUGGAAGAUUGUCACAUCAUGCUAGAGAACGGGAUGUCGAAAGAUUUUUCAAAGGAUAUGGACGUCUACGAGACGUUAUGCUGAAAAAUGGAUAUGGUUUUGUGGAGUUUGAAGAUUACCGUGAUGCUGAUGAUGCAGUAUAUGAACUGAAUGGAAAAGAUCUGGCUGGUGAAAGAGUGAUAGUGGAGCAUGCUCGUGGAGGUCCCCGUGGAGAUGACCGGAGGAGUGGUUACCGUGACUUCCCACCCCCACGCAGAAGUCGAGGUGGUGGAGGACGAGACAAAAUUGGCGACAGACGCCGGAUGGCUGGAAAUCUCGGGUAUGGGCCACCCACAAGGACAGAGUACCGACUGAUUGUAGAAAACCUCAGUUCCCGUGUUAGCUGGCAGGAUCUGAAAGACUACAUGAGGCAGGCCGGAGAAGUAACAUAUGCUGAUGCCCACAAAGAACACAAAAAUGAAGGUGUUGUGGAGUUCUCUUCCUACUCUGACAUGAAGAAUGCUAUGAAUAAGCUGGAUGGAACAGAAAUCAACGGGAGGAAGAUCAAGUUAAUCGAGGACAAACCCAAGCGCAGUAGGCGCAGAAGUAACAGUAGAAGUCCCUCCAGGUCGAGAAGUAGGUCAAGGUCCAGGCGGAGGUCGAGGUCGGGCAGCAGAUCCAGGAGCCGCAGCAGAAGCCGUAGUAGCCGCAGCAAGUCCAAAUCCAAGUCACCAGACCGCAAGUCCAGAUCCAAGUCACCUUCAAAAUCAAGGUCAAGAUCCAAGUCGCCAUCAAAGUCCAGGUCAAGGUCAAAGUCUCGUUCUAAAAGUCCAGGCGACAAAGAUGAUAAAGAUGAUAAUUAGGGUUUGGAAAAAUAAGAAUCCGAGGGACAUAAUUUCAUACAUGUGCAUGUCAGUUUGUCCAUAAAAGAGUUACAGAUGGCAUUGUAGUAUACAUUUCAAUGUACAAAACAUUUUUUUAACGCCUGCAGAGAAGGUUAAUUAGUAGUAGUACCCCCCACAAGAACAUGUGCAUGACAUUGUACAAUGUACAUUAGAGUUAUUUUAAGAAAUAUACUGGUGUGUUUCAGCCUUUGUGGUGUGCCAUGAAAGCACCGAAUCGUAACACAUAGCAGUAUGGGUUAGCCAGUGGGCUUUUUUUCUCUCUCUGUCUUUGUUAAACAGUGAUAUAUUGAAUUUUACAAAUCGACAUAUACAUCUAAUACAUCAUGCUGGACACCUUUGGUGUUCUCCGUUUAUGUCUGAGAUUCUGAGUCAGGCUUCUGAUUCAUUUUAGCAUCUUCUGAGUCGCAUUGUCAUGCUUCAUCAUAAGUAAAUUUCUUUGAUCAUUAUUUUAAUUUUUCAUGCGUAAUAAAAUAUCGUUUUAAUUGAUUGCCCCCAUUCACUUUAUUUUCACAUUUGUUAAAUAGUACAUUUGUAUUAAUACCUAUGGAAACAUGUCAUACAUUGCACCUCGUUUAUGCUGGGACAUGUACAGUUGUGGUUUGGUAAUGCUAUAGGAUUACUUUGAGGAAAUUAAUUGCAUUAGACAGGCAAGUUUUUCAAAACUGCAUGGAUUUUGAUAUUUUUUUCCAUAAGGGUAGAAAGAUUUUCUUCAGUAAUUACCAGUAGGCUAUGAACUAACGAAUGUAUGUACACUGUGUAGUAUUAAUUGUUAUCUUAUAAUUUCUGCUCAAGUGUUUUCUUUCCUUUUUCACAUUGUUUUUUCCGUUACUCCCUGAAUGAGCAGGUACUAUGUAUUGAAAUUAUUACAAACUUUUUUAAGAAAUGAAGUAAAAUACCCAUUGUCUUUUGAUCAUUUACUUGAAGUGGAUCCUUAACAUUUUCAGACCAUUUUUGUCAUUAGAAACUUGUAUGUUGUGAAUAAAUUUUACCAUACCAUGA